Messenger RNA from Penicillium egyptiacum, 220 nucleotides. The record is from the annotation of a GenBank genome assembly. NCBI's taxonomy places the organism in Eukaryota, Fungi, Ascomycota, Eurotiomycetes, Eurotiales, Aspergillaceae.
GAACUGGGUGAAGAACAGGCCCUAUCGCCAGUGAUUUUGUCCAACGCCAACGCUCAGGCUGAGAGCAGCAACAGUAGCUUUCAGAGCCCAUACACUGCCGCCACUAACGCGUCGAUUGAUUCGCCUGAAAACACAGCCGAACUGGGUGAAGAACAGGCCCUAUCGCCAGUGAUUUUGUCCAACGCCAACGCUCAGGCUGAGAGCAGCAACAGUAGCUUUC